UCUUCUGGCCCUCCAGGACCAGGGAUUUGCUGGAGGCCCGGCGGCAACUUCCUUCUGACCGCAAACACAACUCUACCCGGUGCAUCAUCCGACACUAGAGAAAUUUCGGGUGUGCGUCUAGCCGUCGCCCACAGGGAUGAGCUGGCGUUUCGCAGGAUGCGGAACCGCCUUAGGUCAGAAAUCCGCCAAUGGAACAUACGAAAACCAACCACCAUACUAGACCUCGAAGGUCAGUUCACACUCUGUUGGUUGGUGGUCUUUUUGUCACCGCGCUGGCGAUACCGAGUGUUUACUCUCCUCGUGAUGGGCGGCACCACUCCUUCAAGAGCGCACUAUCAACCGUUGCCAGAUGCUGUUGAGGAAACACCCCUAUCUAUCCCCAUUCUGCACCCUGGCAGAUACAAAGACCAAUUUUUUCGGGACAUAUACAACUAUCACCAGUGCGGAGGAUUUUGGGCGAUCUUGUUGACCGAAAUCGUAUGGUUUAUCAAAUUCCUAUUCAUCGUCUUCGUGGGGAUUGAACUCACUGUAUGCACACGUUGGGAAGUGCUAGCCAACCACUCAGUGUAUAUUAACGAAUGGAGCGAUGCGUUUACUCCGCCCAACAAAUGUUGGGCCACAUUACCCUUGCUUCCGUCAUUACUCGUCGCAGGUGCCGUGUUCGCCCUCUUGAUACAACUGGUUCUCUGUAGUCAACGUCUCCAGCGCUUUUGGGAGACACGGCUGUUUUGUACCAAUGUGCUGGGUAUGCCUCAGUCGUCGACAGGUCUGGGUGAUAUGACUUGGUCAGACGUACAAAAACGUCUCAUUACGAGGAUGCCUCAAACUGAAAAACUCGAUGAGCUAGCAGUUUACAACCGCAUUUUGCGUCACGAGAAUUACUUAGUUGUUAUGAUCAACCGAAAGAUCCUACCAGUUCACUUCAGUAUCCCGUUAUUCUCGCCUCCUUGGAACUAUCCAUAUCUUCCAGACGGUUAUCUAUUCAAUAUAAAAAUGCUGCUAUUCUGGACACCUUGGUCACCGUUUUCACACGGUAGUCGGUUGCAACCGGAAUACAGGGACCCAACUAGACAACAAGAAUUGGCCGCACAUCUUUCUAAAAUGUCUUGUAUAUUGGGAUUACUUAAUCUCAUCUUCGCUCCAAUUAUUUUGAUCGCACAAGCGCUGGUAUUUUUGUGCUCGAACGCUCAACGCAUCCGUUUCCAUCCGGCCAGCGUCUUCGGUCGACGUUGGUCGAACUACGCGCAUCUGUAUUUGCGAAGCGUCAAUGAACUUCAGCACGAAUUCACCGUACGUAUUGGCCAGGCCUAUGAUUCAGCUGCAAAGUAUCUGGAUUGCUUUGUAUCACGCAAUUUGGUCACCUUGGCCGAUGCCGCUGCCUUCAUACUCGGAAGUGCUUCAGUUGCGUUCUUCGUUUUGGGCCUUGUACAUGAGCAGAUGAUGCACCUGUCAGGCUAUUGGGCCAUUUUAGUAGUUGGCGGGUUGGUAGCUCGUAUAUGCAUCAGUUACAUUCCUGACGAACAAGUGGUACAGUCACCAGAAGUAUUACUGCGAGUAACUCUGAGUAAAAUUCAUCACAGCAACGACCAGUGGAUUCAGAAUGCAGCCACUUCACGCGUUUACACCGAGUUUUCUCAUUUGUUCCAUUACAGAAUCGUGGGAGCGCUGGAGGAUAUUCUAUCACCUAUCCUUACACCUUUUUUACUACUGUUUUUCUUACCCAACCAUACGGCGGAAAUUGUGAGUUUCUUUCGAAAUUACACGGUUGACCUUGGGGACUUAGGGCAUGUUUGCAGCCUGGCAACUUUAGAUGUGGGGCUGCAUCGAGAUCCUGAUUUCCAGUUUGACGAUGACGGAACCGAGACGGCCGUUUCUGAGAGUCCACCUGAGGUUGCAGCUUCGCAACCAAAGCCUUUAUCCGGGGGAAAGUUGGAAAUCAGCUUGAUAGCCUUUCAUCAAAAUAAUCCCGACUGCAUUCUUCCAGAUGCCAGCCGUAGCUACCUGCAGUCUUUCAAAAGGCAACUCAUGAAAGAACUUCCGCAACCGGCUCCCCUAUUUCAACCCGCAGCUUUCAACAGCCAGGAUCAGACUUUUGGCAUCGCACCACAGGGACAGCUUUCGCCACUUCCAUCGAUUCCUCCUGGGGCACGCAUAAAGAACGUUUCUCACUUACCUGGCCCGGGAUAUAUUGACACAGCAACUUGUGGUGUGGUUGGUGCUCUGACGGAGUCGAUGAAAAGUUCGAUGCACCGUUCUGAUCCAGGUGUCACGUUCCCAAUUAGCACAACCAGGCCGUCACCACGCAAUGCAUCUAAACCAUCUGGUUCUAUCGAAGUUAGCGAGGACAACGCGAACAUUGUUGGUGGUCUACGGCCCUCGGACCAAGCGGACCAGUCCUGUAUUGGUCCUGGUCAUUCCGUCUACCAGGCGCGGUACCCUUCGGAUCUUUUAAAUACAAGUUUGAUGCUAGCCUACCAAGCUUAUACUCCGUAUACCUCACAAAUGGAGAGCGGAUCAAGCCAAUACUGGGAGCUUGCCAGUAGUGCGAUCAACGGUCAAGCUGGCCGCGGUGGAUUAACGGCCCUCCUCACCGCAGACACAUCGGCUAGCAUUUUAUGUCUACAAGAGCUUGUUCACAGACGGCGGCUUCAGCAGUCGGUAAGUUUAUCUGCUUCGCAGCACCCUUAUCAUGGCAAGAACCAUGGCACUGAUUCGGGAGACGCCUCAUUCUCCGCCUUCAGACCCCCCUCACCUUACCAAGCACCUUGCACGUCUGGUACAUCAUCUGCUUCCACUCGAUUCAAGCCCCCGGUAGGGAGAGCUAUAGUGGAUCCUGGAGCUUUCGCGAGUACGCCUCAUCGUUUCGGUUAUGGUGCAAUAGGUUCUACUGAGACUCUCGGCAUAGUCCGAACGUCCGUUGAAGGUCGCCGCAUACAAAGACCGCUCGUUGCAGAAGCAGUUGAAGAGGAUGAUGAAUUAUCCGUAACCCCGAGAGGUACUCCGAGGGGAUUUCCCCUGGUGAGAGGCACUGGCGAUUCUACCCCACCAUCCCGCCCAACGGGUAUCAGUAACAUGCCUACUGGUGUUGUGACUGUUUCCACCAGCCCAUCACUUCGGGCGCCAAUCAUGCAACGUGCAGCUGGAGUGGUCGAUGACGCCGAAAAUGCUCCUAUGGACCGCGAAGACACUGAUCCUAAUCAUAUCUUACCGGACCUUCCACCAACAAACUGCUAGUUUUCUUCUCAUUCGGAACAUUUAACUGCUGGGUUCCAUUGUCACACUUAUCGGGAUUUUCAGUUGUUCUCCUUUUCACCCUAUCACGUGAUACUCUCUAUCAUGACGUUUGCUUGUUUCACGAUGACAGGAUCAAGUGCGUGUUUACGGUUGAUCGUUCCCUUCAUUGUUUUGUACAGCUUAUCCGUUUAUUUGUGAUCCUUACAACAAACACCUCUUAACCCUGCUUGAAAAUUUUUGCAGAUUACUUGGUACUUCCCUUUUCACCAUUUUGCUUGGCCAACUAUUAAUCAUAUUUUCCUUUAUCACAUCCUUGUGGUUCUAAUGGCUAGUGUCUACAAAAACAC
Opisthorchis viverrini is the source of this 3581-nucleotide messenger RNA. RefSeq lists its product as hypothetical. NCBI's taxonomy places the organism in Eukaryota, Metazoa, Platyhelminthes, Trematoda, Opisthorchiida, Opisthorchiidae. Gene Ontology annotation, biological process: autophagy of mitochondrion; protein localization to phagophore assembly site. The transcript is spliced from 4 exons. Gene Ontology annotation, cellular component: autophagosome; phagophore assembly site. The annotation marks the transcript as partial. The record is from RefSeq and is a predicted model, not a curated record.